Molecule: messenger RNA, 654 nt
Organism: Erigeron canadensis
Lineage: Eukaryota; Viridiplantae; Streptophyta; Magnoliopsida; Asterales; Asteraceae
Exons: 1
Coding region: 1-654 (217 amino acids)
Source: RefSeq, a predicted model, not a curated record
AUGACUGAUGAUCUUUAUAAAAUAAUUCAAAAACCACGCGAAUCACUUAGGGAUUUUAUAACUAGGCUUACGAAAGAGUCUCUUAAUAUUCCUAAACUAGAUAUGCUAACUGCUAUUCAAGUUUGGCAGAGAGGUCUUCAUAAGGGAUCUAAAUUCCAGGAAGAUCUUAUAAUGACACCAUGCAGGAAUUUAGAUGAGGCAAAAGCAAGGGCUGCAAGAUUCAUAAGGCUCGAAGAAAAUGAGCUUACCACUUCAAAAUUGGAUGCCUUAUCUUAUGAUCGUCCAAAGCAAAAAGCGGAGACCCUAGUGUUCAAACCAAGACACAAACCCUACACAAGGCAUGUGGAUAAUCAGGUCAAUGCUGUCAAGGAAGAUGAUGGGGUCGAAUAUCCUACUCUGGCAUCAUAUUGCUUUUCAGUAGGAACACCUGGCAUUAUAAUGGCGCUUCGAGAUCUUGGAGACAAAGUGAGAUGGUCCCAAAAGAAAAACGACGCAUAUUACAAGAAGAAAGAUCCUAGCCAAUGGUGUACUUAUCAUGAAGACUUUGGACACCUCACUGAAGAUUGCAAAAUGCUGAGAAGAGAAAUAUCCACCUUACUAGCUAAGGGAUAUUUAACAGAAUUACUUGGAAGAAAGAAGGCCAAAAAUGUUUGA